This is a messenger RNA of Condylostylus longicornis, 1105 nucleotides long. It is a transcript of the gene Slbp, whose product is annotated as histone RNA hairpin-binding protein. Bases 222 to 980 code for a protein of 252 amino acids. The record is from RefSeq and is a predicted model, not a curated record. NCBI's taxonomy places the organism in Eukaryota, Metazoa, Arthropoda, Insecta, Diptera, Dolichopodidae. Gene Ontology annotation, cellular component: cytoplasm; histone pre-mRNA 3'end processing complex. Gene Ontology annotation, biological process: mRNA 3'-end processing by stem-loop binding and cleavage; mRNA transport. Gene Ontology annotation, molecular function: mRNA binding; histone pre-mRNA stem-loop binding. The transcript has 5 exons.
CUGACAAUUCUCAAAUAAUACUUUCGAAGUUCGUGUGUGAAAUUUUGUUUAACAACUCAAAAAAUAUAAAGGAUUUAAAAGUUGUUUCGGUAUACCAAAGAAUUUUAGAUACAAUGAAAGUUUUCUGUUAAAGCUCUUUAAUUAAAUAUUUUUAAAAUUUGUUAUAUAAAAAUAUUUAAUUUGUAUACACGCUCGUACAUGUAUAUUGUAAUUUUGAUAAAAUGAAUGUUUUUAGCGAUAUUAAAAUGGAGUCACCAAUGAAAUCUGAGGGGAAAAAAAUGAAAUGGUCUGAAGAAGUUGAGUUUGAGGCUAAAAAAUCAAUUUUUAUUAAAGAAGAAAACUCUUCGGAAUCUUUGAAAUAUGAAGAUGUUGUAAAUAUUUCCUAUGACGCUGCUAAUAUUCAAAAAACAUUUAAAUUAGAGGAUAUAAAAAAAGGAAAAAGGGAGGAAUCAUCAGAACGUGAAAUAUCUUUAGAUUUCAUAGAUAGUGCUAACGAACAAAAAUUUGAAAGACUUGUGAAAGAAGAGAAAUUAAAAACUCCAUUUAAAAGAAGAAAUUCUGGGUCUCCAAUGGAAGAAAGCAAUUCAAACAGUCCUGAAGAAAAUGGAUUAAAGGAUAAUAAUAAACCCCAUUAUGAUUGUAAUAAAAGGCAAAGAUAUAAUAGCUGUAGCAGUUCAACCACAAAUUCUUCUAAUAGCUCUAAAUAUGAAACGGAUCCAGUCGUUUUAGCCAGACGUCAAAAACAAGUUGAUUAUGGCAAAAAUACGAUAGCUUAUGAUCGUUAUAUAUCAGAAAUUCCAAAAUCUAAAAGAACGAAGGAUCAUCCGCGUACUCCCAAUAUACAUGCUAAAUAUAGCAGGCGAGCUUUUGAUGGACUAAUAAAAAUUUGGAGAAAACAAUUACAUUAUUGGGAUCCACCACUUGAUGAUAGCAAUGAGGAAGAUGACCAUGAUUUUGAAAGUGAUGAUAGUGAUGACUGAAGGUAUUAUUCGUUUUCACUUAAAAGCUUUAUCAGUUCUUUUUUCUUUUAUAGUUUUCUUAGAUAAAUAUGAAUUAUAUUAAUUUUUUGUUUUAUAUAAAGAAAUACAUAUUGUUUUGAAAACUA